UAUAAGUUUCCGGCGGUGGCGCUGAGCUCGAUCACGAAUCGCGUCACGGGCGUCGCGCUCACGGGAGCGAUGAGCGCGGGGGGGAUCAUAGCGCUCGUCGGAGGCGCGGAGGCGGUGCCGAUGACGAUGGAAAUGUUUAAAGCGAACGCGCCGCUGGCGGUGGUGCCGGUGAAGUUUGCGCUGAGUUUUCCGUUCGUGUUUCACACGCUCGGCGGGUUUCGACACUUGGUGUGGGACUCGACGACGAAGGGGAUCGAUAACGAAAGCGCGAACGCGAGCUCGUUGGCGAUAUUCGGGGUGAGCGCGGCGGCGAGC
Ostreococcus lucimarinus CCE9901 is the source of this 315-nucleotide messenger RNA. RefSeq lists its product with no specific name. The annotation marks the transcript as partial. NCBI's taxonomy places the organism in Eukaryota, Viridiplantae, Chlorophyta, Mamiellophyceae, Mamiellales, Bathycoccaceae. Gene Ontology annotation, molecular function: electron transfer activity; succinate dehydrogenase activity. Gene Ontology annotation, cellular component: membrane. The record is from RefSeq and is a predicted model, not a curated record. Gene Ontology annotation, biological process: mitochondrial electron transport, succinate to ubiquinone; tricarboxylic acid cycle. The transcript has a single exon.